AUGAUUCCUAUUUUUGUCCACGGAAAUUGGCAGACACGGAGGGACAAUGCACGUUUCUUCUCAUCAUUGAUGCCUCAGUCCCCAUGUUUGCUUCUGGACUGUAAGAAGGUGCGCGAGUCUCCGGAAGGAAAAUUCGUCAAGUACAGCUUAUUCGAUCCGACAACGGAAAAGAAAGUGUUUAGCAGUGAGAAGACAAUGCCCAAGGAGCUCCUAGGGCGACCUCUCGUGGGAGCAUCGCAAGGUUGGGUCGCUUCUCUGGAGAACAAAUACGAUACCGUGCAUCUCACGGAUCUGUACAAGCCAUGUGUCUCAUCUCCAAGAGUCAUAUCAUUGCCUCCAAUAGGGUUUAAACCCUCAGUAUAUGCCACGGAAGUGUCUCUCUCUUCUUCUGAUCCUGUCCAAGACGACUUUUCUGUGGCUGCAAAGUUCAAUGAGUAUCACAUAAGUGUAUGCAAUCCUCGUACGGACUCAGAGUGGACUCACGUCGAGACUCCUUACUCUCUUUUACCAGCCUCUGAGCUUAUGUAUUCCAAGAGAGAUAAAGUCUUCUACUUUACCAGUUUCAAGGGUCUCUACAUGGCUUCACUGGAUCUCAGCAACAACAAAGAUCUCAAGUAUAAAGACAUACGCCUACGGAACCAGCCUAAGAUCCCAGAGGCAGGCUGGGAGAUGCUGGACAAAUGUUUCAUGAGCAAGCACUUAGUGGAAUCUCCAUCUGGUGAACUUUUCUUCAUCAAGUACACACAGUGCAUUCACAAAGAGGACAAAGAUGGGAGUUUGGAAUUUAUCCACAGCGAUACUAAGCGGUUCAUGGUCUUUAGGCAAGAUGGGAUGAGCAAAGACUUUUGUUACACUGAAGAUAUUGGAGAUCUAUGCAUCUUCCUUAGCAAGAGUGAAGCCUUCUGUCUCUCGUCAAGUAUGUACGAGGGGCUCAAACCUAACUCCAUCUAUUACGUUGGUCCUAGACUUGGUUCUUACGAUCUAGCUUCUGGUACGAACAAUCCCUUCACAUUCGAUCGCUUUGGUGAACCAUCGCUUGUCAGUGCCCCAUUUUGGCUUUAUCCGACCAAUUCCAUUGCUUAA
Messenger RNA from Thlaspi arvense, 1083 nucleotides. NCBI's taxonomy places the organism in Eukaryota, Viridiplantae, Streptophyta, Magnoliopsida, Brassicales, Brassicaceae. The record is from the annotation of a GenBank genome assembly.